CCAGUAUCCCUCCCCGCUGGAAGAAAAAGCGGUUUGUGAUGGAUGGAUAGAAGGGGCGCACGGGGAGGAAAAGAGGAGGCGCAUACAUUUGCAAAAGCUUUGACACAUCAGUGUUGACAAAACAAGUCAUGUGACGACCAUGAAGAUGGCGCAGCUUAUGGUAUUUUUGCUGUUUUCUCAGUAAUUUCCUGCCGCAGCUCUUCAGCUACAUCCAAUAUGUUAUAAUUACCGAGCGAUUAGGCCAAUUGUCGCUGCGCGGAAGCCCCCAGCCGAGCAGCAGCCGAGGAGGAAGCGCGGAGAAGCGACUCGAAGAGGCUGCGAGGAGAGCCGAAACCCCUUAAUACAGCGGCUGCAGUAACACCUUUUUUUUUUCUUUUUUUUUUUUUGUGGCAAACAGAAAAACGAUCACCGUGUGCGUACGUGCGUGUGCGUGCCUGCGUGUCUCUGUGUGUGUCUGUGCGCGUUGCAUGAGGUGGACAGGGAGACUGCAUCAGACUGGAGACACACGCCGGGACAUAAUAGAGCAGAGACACUGAGCCUUUCAGCCUUUUCCCCAGCGCAUAUUCCGCUCGAAACAUGUAGUCUGGACAACCACAGGAUCAGCCGAGACUAUUUCAUUUGUAGCUGCUUCUUCUGUUUUUUUUUUUUUUGUUUUUUUCCUAGCAGCAUCAUCUCACGAUAACGACAUAAUGUGGCUUGUUCUACCAGAGGAGAAAUAAUCAAAUAUGUGGAUACCAACAGAAGAGGAGAAAAUCGGAGUUGGGGUCUGCAACUUCCGGUCACCAAUAUGUCAGGCUCUCGUCCUGGAGCUGGGAGAAACCGUCCAGAUUCUGGAGAAGUUUGACGGUUGGUACAGAGGCUUUUCCACCAAGAAGCCAUCCAUCAAGGGUAUUUUUCCUGUCAGCUAUGUCCACUUAAAGAAAUCUACAGUGACAAAUAGAGGGCUGUGUGAGACAGUGGUGCCUCUGGAGGAUCCCAUCAUCACAGAGACCACCUCAACGCUGCAGGAAUGGGGCAUUCUGUGGAAGCAGCUCUAUGUGAAACACAAGGUGGAUCUGUUUCAUAAACUGCGCCAUGUGAUGAACGAGCUCAUCGACCUGCGUCGGCAGCUCAUCCAGGGCCACCUCGCUCAGGACCAGACUCGUGAGAUCAAGAGGCACAUCACCGUACGGCUGGACUGGGGAAACGAGCACCUCGGCCUCGACCUCGUUCCCAGAAAAGAGUUUGAAAUGGUGGAUCCGGAUCAGAUCAGCGUGUCGGAGUUAUACAAACUGCAUGUAUCCAGCAGACACUGUGGUCAGCAAAGCACAAACCAGGGUGACAGCAUGAGGCAGCGUCAUGGCGAUGGUUGUCGCAUCCCUGUGUCACACCACCUCUUCAUCAAUCUGAAGAGCUUCACCUACAACAGCAUCAGUGAAGACGCAGACGUCUUCUUCUCUCUAUAUGACUCUCGUGAAGCCAAACAAAUCAGUGAGAAGUUCAUGGUGAAACUGAAUAAAAAUGGAGGACCAAAGAAUCCAGAGAAAGUUGAUCGCCUUUGUGCACUCUUUACGGACCUAAGCAGUAAAGACUUGAAGAGAGACCUGUACAUUGUUGCACAUGUAAUAAGAACUGGUCGUAUGCUGCUGAAUGACUCAAAGAAAGGCCCCCCACACGUCCAGUAUAGACGACCUUAUGGAUGUGCCGUGCUUGCCAUGAGCGAUGUUUUCCACACCAUUACAGACCUCAAAGAGGAGAAGGACUUUGUACUCAAAGUUUACACCUGCAACAACGAAAAUGAGUGGUACCAGGUCCACGAGAACAUCAUCCGCAAGUCCAACACCAAGUACUCAGCUCCCAGCACCAAUUAUGGCCUCAUCAUUUCCCUGCAGCUGCUGCGAGGUGAGCUGGAGCAGAUCAGACGGGAGAACCAGGCUGUGUUCAACAGGGCGUUGGCGCUCACACGCAAACUGGGUUUCCCAGAUGUCAUCUUGCCAGGUGAUACACGCAAUGACCUGUAUCUGACCCUGGAACGAGGGGAGUUUGAGAGGGGUGGCAAGAGUGUCCAGAAGAACAUUGAAGUCACCCUGUAUGUUCUCUACGCUGACGGGGACACGCUCAAAGACUGCAUCAGUUUGGGCACCGGCGAGCCGAGCACCUCGGAGUAUCGCUCGUUCGUUCUUUACCACAACAACAGCCCUCGCUGGAGCGAGAUGGUCAAGCUGCCCAUCCCUAUCGACCGUUUCAGGGGGUCCCACCUUCGCUUUGAGUUCAGACACUGUUCAACUAAAGACAAAGGAGAGAAAAAGUUGUUUGGUUUUGCCUUCACUCCUCUGAUGAGAGAGGAUGGGACCACACUCUCAGACGAGGUCCAUGAGCUGUAUGUGUACAAGUGUGAUGAAAAUGCCACAUUCAGCAACCAGGGGCUGUACCUGAGCCUCCCCUGCUGCAAGGAGGACUUCAACAGCUGCCCCAACCUGCCAGCCAACCUGCCUUUCCAGAGGAGCCCUAAAGAAACAUUCUGGGUCUCCACCAUCCUCUGCUCCACAAAACUCACUCAGAACGUGGACCUCCUGGCCCUCCUGAACUGGAAGGCCCAUCCGGACAGGGUGUUGGACAUCCUCGGUCGACUGCGACAGAUCAGCGGAGAGGAGAUUGUGAAGUUCCUGAGAGAUGUCCUGGAUACACUUUUCUGUCUUUUAGAUGACAACACGGACAAAUACGGACCGCUCGUUUUCCAGUCUCUGGUGUUCAUCAUUAACCUGCUCAGGGACAGCCGGUUCUACCACUUCAGACCAGUAAUAGACUCCUACAUCCAAAACCACUUUGCCGGCGCUUUGGCGUACAAAGAGUUGAUUCGAUGCCUGAAGUGGUACAUGGACCGCUCGGCUGAGGUAGUCCGGCAGGACCACAUACAGGAAGCGAUGAGGGCACUGGAGUACCUGUUCAAGUUCAUAGUCCAGUCUCGCAUCCUGUACUCGAGGGCCACCUGUGGGAUGGAGGAGGAGCAGUUCAGGGCCAGCAUCCAGGAGCUUUUCCAGUCAAUCCGCUUUGUCCUGAGUCUGGACAGCCGCAGCUCAGAGAAUCUUGUCUUCACACAGGCUGCACUGUUGAACAGUUUUCCAGACAUCUUCGAUGAGCUGCUGCAGAUGUUCACCGUUCAGGAGGUAGCUGAAUAUGUCAGGGGCACACUAGGGAGCAUGCCCAGCACAGUGGACAUUGGUCAGUCCAUGGACGUGGUCAAACUUCAGUCGAUUGCUCGUACAGUUGAAAGCCGACUCUUCUUCUUUCCUGAGUCCCGGAGUAUUCUGCUGCCAGUCGUCCUGCAUCACAUCCAUCUACAUCUGCGCCAGCAGAGGGAGCUGCUCAUUUGUUCUGGGAUCCUGAGCAGCAUCUUUUCAAUAAUCAAGACCAGCUCCAUGGAGUCCUCUGUUCAAGAAGAAGUGGAAAUGAUGGUGGAGAGCCUUCUGGAUGUGCUGUUGCAGACUCUGCUGUCCAUCAUGAGCAAAUCUCAUUCUGUGGAGACAUCCAGAGGACAACGCUGUCCCCAGUGCACCGCGGAGAUAACGGGGGAGUACGUUUCCUGCCUCCUUUCUCUCCUCAGACAGAUGACAGAGAUCCACUUCCACCACCUUCUCAACAGUUUCCAUAGCAAGGAGGAACUAAAGGAGUUUCUGUUGAAGAUUUUCUGUGUUUUUCGAAACCUGAUGAAGCUGACUAUCUUCCCCAGAGACUGGAGCGUCAUGCGUCUCCUAACCAGCCACGUCAUCGUAGUGACGACUCAGUUUCUGUCUCCGGCGCUGCACAAAAACUUCUCCGAGGGAGAUUUUGAUUUCAAGGUGUGGAACUCCUUUUUCAGCCUCACUGUCCUCUACAUCAACCAGCCCAGUCUGCAGCUGGAAGCACUCCCUCCUGCCAAGAGAAAGAAAACCCUGGACAAGCAUGGGGAUUUGAGAGUAAUAAUGGCAUAUGAGCUCUUCAGCAUGUGGCAGAAAUUAGGUGACAACAAGCCACACUUCAUCCCAGGAAUGAUGGGACCCUUCCUUGGUGUCACCUUAGUUCCUCAGACCGAGGUCCGGAAUAUUAUGAUCCCAAUUUUUCAUGAUAUGAUGGACUGGGAGCAAAGGAAAAAUGGGAAUUUCAAACAAGUGGAGGCAGAGCUGAUGGAUAAGCUGGACAGCAUGGUGUCGGAUGGGAAAGGCGAUGACAACCACAGAGAGCUCUUCAGCUUGUUAACACAGCUGUUUGGUCCUUAUCCAAGCUUGCUGGAGAAGAUUGAGCAGGAGACAUGGAGGGAAACUGGCAUCUCAUUUGUGACAUCAGUCACAAGACUUGUUGAGAGAAUACUUGAUUACAGGGACUGCAUGAAAGGGGACGAGAUGGAGAACAAGAAGAUCAGCGGUUCAGUCAACCUUAUGAACUUCUACAAAUCAGAGGUGAACAAGGAGGACAUGUACAUCCGCUACAUCCACAAACUAAGUGACCUGCAUCUUCAGGCAGAGGAUUUCACAGAGGCAGCGUUCACUCUGCUGCUGUACUGGGAGCUGCUGCAGUGGGAGGACCGGCCUCUGAGGGAUUUUCUCCACUACCCCUGUCAGAGCGAGUGGCAACGCAAAGAAAACCUGAGUCGUAAAAUCCUUCACUACUUCAACAAGGGAAAGUGCUGGGAAUAUGGGAUCUCUCUCUGCCGGGAGCUGGCUUUCCAGUAUGAGACUUUAUAUGAUUAUCAGAGUCUCAGCUGGAUACGGAAAAUGGAGGCAGCGUAUUAUGACAACAUCAUCGAACAGCAGAGGAUCGAGCCGGAGUUCUUUAAGAUGGGCUUCUAUGGGAGGAAGUUUCCUUUCUUCCUCAGGGUAAGAGACUGCAGUGGUCGGAAAUCCGCAUUACAGCAGGAAACCGUGUCUGUUAUUCCCACAUGUAACUAAUGGGAUAGUGGACAU
This is a messenger RNA of Poecilia latipinna (sailfin molly), 4919 nucleotides long. RefSeq names its product dedicator of cytokinesis protein 3-like. Gene Ontology annotation, cellular component: plasma membrane; cytoplasm. Gene Ontology annotation, biological process: small GTPase-mediated signal transduction. The record is from RefSeq and is a predicted model, not a curated record. Bases 726 to 4904 code for a protein of 1392 amino acids. NCBI's taxonomy places the organism in Eukaryota, Metazoa, Chordata, Actinopteri, Cyprinodontiformes, Poeciliidae. The transcript is spliced from 40 exons. Gene Ontology annotation, molecular function: guanyl-nucleotide exchange factor activity; small GTPase binding.